This is a messenger RNA of Zygotorulaspora mrakii, 1248 nucleotides long. RefSeq names its product proteasome regulatory particle lid subunit RPN9 (gene RPN9). The transcript has a single exon. Gene Ontology annotation, biological process: ubiquitin-dependent protein catabolic process. The record is from RefSeq and is a predicted model, not a curated record. Gene Ontology annotation, molecular function: structural molecule activity. NCBI's taxonomy places the organism in Eukaryota, Fungi, Ascomycota, Saccharomycetes, Saccharomycetales, Saccharomycetaceae. The coding region runs from base 1 to 1248 and encodes 415 amino acids. Gene Ontology annotation, cellular component: nucleus; cytosol; proteasome regulatory particle, lid subcomplex.
AUGAAGCAUUACAGUAACAUAUACAGAUUGAGGCAAUCCAUUGCACCUUUUAACACCUUAAUGAGCGGCGCACAUCAAAUUGAUACUGUGUUGAGCACACUUCGUGUGGAAGCUGACCCUGAAUUAGAAUCUCUUUUCUAUGAAUUUGAAGAUCUUUACGAACAGAAAUUAUGGCACCAGUUGACACAGAGAUUGUCGGUUUUUUUUGAAGAUCCUAGAUCAACACCAUUAAGGUUAAGAGUUUACGAUAAUUUUGUUACGAGAUUCUACGACAAGAUCAAUCAAUUGAGCGUUGUAGAGUUUUUACUCUUAUCCCUAAAGGACAACGAUGAUUUUGAUGAAUCCCUGAAAUUCCUCAUGGAUUUGAAGGAAUCUUUCAAAAAGAUCGACGAGAAGACUCAAAGAAACAAUGGGCUAAAGAAUCACGAUUUUGGCUGUUUGCUUAUAGAUAUUGAAAUUGCAAGAAUAUAUCUAUUCAAGGGCGAAUUGGUCAAAAGCAGAGAUUCACUCGACGACUUGGAAAAGGUGCUAGACAUGGAGGAUUCAGUUCCGCUUAAAAUCACCAAUGCAUUCUAUUCCACAAAUGCUGAAUACUACGGUUUAAAAAAAGAUUUCAAUUCCUUUUACUACACAAGUCUGUUGAAUUUAUCUACGAUGACCACACCGGAACAACAAGGUCGCGAUGAACAAGAAAUGAAGGAACUCGCGUAUAAAUUAAGUAUCGCCGCUUUGCUGGGGGAUAAGAUUUAUAAUUUUGGAGAAAUCUUGAACCAUCCAAUAAUGAAUAGCAUUGUAGCGGAUCCACAAUAUAAAUGGCUUUUCGAUUUACUUAACGCAUUGACCUCUGGUGACUUUACAAAGUUUGAUAAACUUAUUGGUGUACAAAUUCCCAAGGUGCCCAUACUCGCAGAGAAUGAAUCAUUUUUGAGACAAAAAAUAUGCUUGGUGACUCUUGUAGAGAGUGUUUUUACCAAAGAUAUUAGAGCUCUGUCAUUCGAAGAUAUUGCAUCAGCUACUCAUCUACCAAAGGAUAACGUUGAACAUUUGGUAAUGAGAGCAAUAAGUUUGAACUUAAUCAAGGGUUCGAUUGAUCAAGUCAACGAAUUGGUCACUGUCACUUGGGUUCAACCACGUAUUAUCAAUAGUGAACAAAUUUCAAGAAUGAGGGACAAGCUGGUUGAUUGGAAUGAAGAAGUUGCCAAGUUAGGUGAAAAAAUUGAUGCUCAUGGUAAAUCAAUCUGGGUAUAG